This is a messenger RNA of Equus quagga, 348 nucleotides long. It is a transcript of the gene TMEM89, whose product is annotated as transmembrane protein 89. Lineage: Eukaryota; Metazoa; Chordata; Mammalia; Perissodactyla; Equidae. Bases 1 to 348 code for a protein of 115 amino acids. The record is from RefSeq and is a predicted model, not a curated record. The transcript has 2 exons.
AUGGAGAGUUGCAGAGAAAGCCUGGGCUGUCCUGGCCAUUUGAUGGGCCUGGGGGAGAACUACGUCUACCCUGUGGCUGGGGUCACAGCCACCACUACCAUGAUGCUGAUGAUUGCCCAUGUGGUGCAGCGGCGAUGGCGUUUACGGGCCACUAAGUUUGAGCAUCCACAGGUGACCACUGACCCCCCUGGACUCUGGAAACAGCGGACCCCGAUCUCAGACCGCACCCUACUCCUCGGUGUCCUGCACGUGCUGGAUGCCCUCCUGGUUCACAUCGAGGGCCACCUGCAGUCUCUAGCCACCCAGCAGCGAACCCAAAUAAAGGGGACUCCCACCGAGAGUGGGUGA